Musa acuminata AAA Group (dessert banana) is the source of this 1562-nucleotide messenger RNA. Its product is annotated as eukaryotic translation initiation factor 4B3. Gene Ontology annotation, molecular function: translation initiation factor activity; mRNA binding. The coding region runs from base 98 to 1297 and encodes 399 amino acids. The record is from RefSeq and is a predicted model, not a curated record. The transcript is spliced from 2 exons. Lineage: Eukaryota; Viridiplantae; Streptophyta; Magnoliopsida; Zingiberales; Musaceae.
CUUUGCGACCCGAACGCUUCUCAGCCGUCAAUUCGCCACUUAAAAUGCUCGUGGAGAGGGAGGAAACAAGCAGAACGGAAGGGAGGGGCGAGUAAGGAUGGUGGCGUCCGUGUCGGCUUGGGCGAAACCGAGCGCCUGGGCGUUGGACGUCGAGGAACACGAGAGCGCCAUGGCCGUGGCCAAAGAUAGGGACGAUGACGUCUUCUCCUCCGUGGCCUCUCAACAACAGGACUUCCCCUCCCUCGCCGCUGCCGCCUCCAGUACCUCCAAGAAGAAGAAGAAGAAGGCGCAGGCCCUUACCCUUGCCGAGUUCACCACCGGCAAGCCCGUCUCCCACGGCGCCGGUGACCGCCCCCUCUCGUCCUCCUCCAAGGGCCUCACGCGGGACGAGCUCCUCCUCCUCCCCACCGGCCCCCGAGAGCGCUCUGCCGAGGAGCUCGAGCGCUCCUCCUCCCGCGGCUUUGGCUACUCCUCCUACGGCGGAGCCCGCGGCCGGGCCUCCGUCUCCGGAGAGGACUCCGGCCCUACCCGCUGGGGCUCGUCUAGGGAUUCCGACGAUCCGAGGACGGAUGGCUUCGGCGGAGCAGGCGGUGGAUCCAACCGUGAUCUGUUACCGUCUCGCGCCGACGAGAUCGACGACUGGGGCGCAGCGAAGAAGUCCGUGGCCUUGGAAAGAAGGGAGAGGGGAGGUGGAGGGAGCUUCUUUGACUCACAGUCGAGGGCGGACGAAUCGGAUACAUGGAUAUCGAGCAAGAGCACCGCGCCGCCGGCUGAGGGGCGGAGGAUCGGUGGGGGCGGCGGCGGUUUCGAGAUGUUCAAAAGGGAAGGAUCCAACAGCGGCGGAGCCGAUUCGGAAACAUGGGGGAGGAAGAAGGAUUUCGGAGAUUCCGACAUUUGGAGGAGGGAGGACGAGAUAGGCAGCGGCGGAAGGCGUCGGCUUGUGCUGCAGCCGCGCUCUUUGCCGUUGAGCAAUGGGGAACAAGUCCAAGGCAAGCAGGACGAGGGAUCUACGAUGGAGAAGAAGAGCAGGGGUUCAAACCCGUUCGGACAGGCUCGGCCACGCGAAGAAGUAUUGGCAGAUAAGGGGCAGGACUGGAAGCAGAUUGACGAGAAGCUGGAGGUCUCUAAGAUCCAGGAUGUGCAGCUCGAAAGGUCUUUUGACAAGAGGGGAUUUGGGGUGGCCAAUGGAGCUGGAAGAUCGCCGGAGAACCGCACAAAUGGUGCUUGGAGGAGGCCAGAUACUGCUCAGGCUUCUCCGAGGAUUGACAAGGUUGAGAACACAGCACUGGAAAACUGAAAUUUAUAUGGGUAAUGGCCUCAGGAUUAAAGAUUCAUCGAGUGACAUUGGUUGCUGGAAAUUUUCACAAGACCGCAGUUUUGGUGGAUAAAUUAGUAUAUUACUUGUUUGUAAUGAAUUGAGCAUUGUGCAUCCUUUGAGUUUACGGGUCGUCGCUGCAAUAUUUCUUGUGUUAUCCGUGCACUCUAGAAAUUAUGUUUCGUAUUAGUCUGUUGUAUUACUUGACAUGCUCUGAUAAUGUGAGCUCUUGCUGUUUGAUUUUGAA